GUCAGACUCCCACAAUGCAGCAGCCGGGGACAAGCAUGGAGGCCGCACUCACCGCCCCGCCGCCCUGCUCUCUAUAGUCUCCCCCCGCCCCCAACCUCCGGAGCACAGGCGGCCCCGACCCCCAGGGUCAGACUACAGAUCCAAGAACUGGAGAAUUAGAAGAAUUAUCAGACAUUUUUAACCGAUCACUGACCACACCAACUUGCCAUAGGAAUGCAUCCUUAAAAGCAAAAAGAAUGUCGGAGCGGCCCGAGGAUGACGUCAGAGGGGAGCAGCGCAGAGCGGGGGCCCGGCCGCAGCAACGGCGGCAGCAGCAGCAGCAGCAGCAGCAAGGGGACAGCUCGAUGGCGGCCCUGCCCAGUCCCAGAGCCCUGCUGGGGCAGCCCUGGGCGCACUGGCUGGAGGCUGCCCGGCUGCAGCACGACGAGACCGAGGAAAGUUACAAGGAGAGCGACAAGAAGCGAGAAGCCAUGAGACUCAGCAAGGAGGACAUGCCAAUAUUUGGACUAUGCCCGGCCUACGAUGAGUUCUAUCUGGUUGUUUGUAGCCAAUGUAAUCAGGUCAUAAAGCCGCAAGCAUUUCAAUCACAUUAUGAAAGAAGACAUGGGUCCUCCAGCAAACCCCCUCUAACACCUCCAUCAUCCUCUGUGUACUCCUUCCACUCCUCCCUGCCUUCGACAAAAAGCAAAGUGGGCGGCGGCAGCACCCGUACGUCCAGCAGUGCAAGCGCUAGUGCCUCCUCCAACUCCAAGCUGAUCAAAUCUCCCAAAGAAAACAAAGAAAAGCUACAGAUAGGUGGAAGCAACAGGUCCAUGCAUUCUGUGCAAAGCAGAACAUCCCUAGAGAAAAUAAUGACGCCCUCUGUUAAGGUGGAGAAGAUGCAUACAAUCCCAAAGACAGACGGCGUGUUCUCCAAAUCCACUGCUGGGUCUACCUGUUCCUCUUCUGUCAGCUCCUCAGUAAAGACUGGCCUUAAUUGGCAAUCAAUACCAAAGCCACCUUUGCCUUCCCCUGGACAGAUACCAAAUGGUAAAGGAAUUCUCUCGACUCCUCCGAAUGUGGAAAAGAAGCAAGAGGACACAAAUUGUAGGAAACACUUACACAAGAGAUUGUCAGAUCGAGAGUUUGACCCCGAUAUACACUGUGGAGUUGUCGAUGUUGAGACAAAGAAGCCGUGCACUAGAUCUCUGACAUGCAAGACACAUUCCUUAGGCUACAGGAGAGCAGUACAAGGGCGCAAGAAAGGUUUUGAUGUGUUAUUAGCCGAGCACAAAAGUAAAACCAGGGAAAAAGAACUGCUACGUCAAGCUGAGCAACAACAGCAACAGACGCCUGCGCUCAGGGAACCGCAUCCCUCACCUUCGAAAUCUUCCCAGGAAACGCACCAAAAUUCUCAUGGACUUUCUGCCCCUGAAGUGAAGCCUUCGGUACCCAGCAAGGCUAAGCCUCACAACCCCAGUCUUCCAAGGCCAUCGGGUUACCCAGCGCAGCACAGUGGUAACGCUCCCAGUGGCUCACCAUCAGUGCACGAAUCUCCACAACCAGUAGUACCUGCGGCUGAGCCAUCCUCCCGCUUGUCGAGCGACGAGGGGGAAGGGGACGAGAAAGAAGAACCCGCCGAAAAACUGGACUGUCAUUAUUCAGACCACCACCCUCGACCAGCAGCUUUUUGCUCGUUUGGUAGCAGACAGAUUGGAAGAGGAUAUUACGUCUUUGACAAGCGGUGGGACCACAUCCGAUGUGCACUUAACUUCAUGGUGGACAAACAUCUGAACUCCCAGAUGUGGAGGAAAAUUCCUCCAGCGUCUAGCAGUUCAUCCACACAUGCUCCACACCGGACCAGCACAAAUUCAGCGCCCGUGUUACAGAGUAUGAACAACACUGGUUUCCUUUCGCCCAGCACAGUUACCUCUCCCCUGACCCCCGCGACCUCUCCCUGUACGUCUGUGGACAAAGUCCUUUCACAAGGAGCUACACUAAGCACUCACACUGCGACAGACCCCACCAGUAGUAUGCAAUCCAGACAAGUGUCUUCUUCAGCAUCCACACCGUCAGUGCUUUCCUCAUUGCCUAGCCCAGUCUCCAGCAAACCUCAAAAACUAAAAUCCAACAAGGCUGUGAAACCUAAGGAACCCCCCGCCAGCAGCACGAACUGCAGUAGCAGCGGCUCAGGAAAGAAACGGAAAAAUAACUCCCCACCCCAGCUGCUAGCGCACCCCCCUUCCCAUUCCACUGAGUCCUUUAGGAAAAACUGUGUGGUGAACUCUGGAACGUACCACUCUCCCGGCACAACCUUGUCCCACGGCAGUCCGCAUAGUGUCGGCCUCAAUUUUGUGAACAAUCGAUCUGUGAGUCUUAAACACGACCAAUCAGGGAGGGGUCCUCCGACGGGGAACCCUGCAGAAUCCAUAAAGCGCAUGAGUGUCGUUAUGAACAGCAGUGACUCCACGCUUUCACUCGGGCCGUUCGUUCACCAACCCGGUGACCAAGCUGUGAAUUCGCACAACACCUUUCCUCAUUCUCAUGCUUCCCUGGACAAGUUUGCAGGGAAAAAGCGAAAGUCCUCAGCUGGUCCCAGCAGCAUCACCAACAACAGCAAAUCCGGAAAGGUUGCCAAACUGCCGCCAGUCAACAACAUUCAUACAAAACACAAUAGCAGGAUUUCAGGAACGCCGACGCUGACCAAUAAUUCACUUCGUCAUCAGCCAAAGGCUCGUCCCUGACAGUAGUAAUUCCAGGAACUGGACAACUACGGUAACAAUCACAAACCUCCAGCUGGCUCUGUGGGCUCCAAGAUGCCUUUGAGUUUUCUCAACCUUUUCCGUGGUCCUCAGGUGUGUGGAGUGUUUUCUGAGUUUUGUCAGCUGGACAGAGGAAUAUCCCCCCCACGAAGCCAUGUCUGUAGCAGUCAGUCCCAUCGCCGCUUCUAUCAGUGUUAGUGGACUGAGCCGCCUGCUACAAACCCCGAGAUCUCACUUUGCGUCGAGCGCGAGCUCAUGUCCUCCGGCCCGUGCGAGAGAGGAGAAAAACUUCACUGUAACUUUUCUGACAGGAAUGACGUCUUCUGAUGCCCAUCAUUGUGGACACCACCGCCACCAGGAGAGGAAUAUGGCUUUAUUCUUUUACAGCAAUGCUCCAGUGGAAAAAAGAAAGAAAGGAAGAAAAAACUACUAAAAUAGCACAAUUACAAAAAAAAGAAAAUAUAUAAAAAAAUUCUAAUAAUAAAGACUAUGGGCUGGCCGCCUUUUUCCAGGUUACACGUGCUAAGAAGCUUUGAGGAGUUUUAAUGUCAAUGAUAUUUUCUCCAAAUUACGUGAUUUACUAAAAUUUAUGUUCUCUAAACUUUUACGGUGAUUGUACUGGUAAAAAACAAAACAAAAAAAACCCAAAGUAAAGAUGAGCAAAAAAUAAAUAAAAAUAAAAACUUGGUAAAGAUGCCAAAGCUCACCACACAGUUAGACGUAACGGUUAGUGAAUGGUUAUGCCGCAUUCCCUGCCCAUACUGCCACCUGUUGGCGGUCUGGCAGCCAUUGUUUUGUUUUUUUGGGUCACAUCACACCCCCAUUCAGUCACUGCGCAGCCUAUGGGCUAAGGCACUGCUAAAUUGCCAUAAAGGUUGGAGACUGGGAAAUUCUAGGAAUGACAGUCCUGACCGCCAUAGACCCAUCAGCCAUGUUUCUUGUAGACCGCGAGUCCACGAUCACCAAUCGGGAUGGGGAGGGGACGACGACGACGACAAAGCUUUGAUUCUGUUACCAGGAAGUGUUGACGCUGGAGGACAUUUGCCGAGACCUCCAUGUCUGCUUGCUACUAAUAUCAUUGGCUAUGGGUUUGUCGCACACAGGCAGCUAGAUUUCAGCAGGCCCAGGGUAAUCGCUUUAGUUUUGAUACCCUAUGAGUGGCGUCCUGUUAAACCAUCCCCUUUAAGCGCCCGUAAGAUGGUGCCCUUGUUACUGGGGAGUUACCUUUGUCCAGUCAGCGCUGACCGGAUCGGAGCUUGUAGCGAAACGCCCCAUUGCAUGUUAAUGGUAAUGCCCACUUGUCUAUUCUAUGCAUUUCCAGGAGGAAUAACAGAGGAAAGAGACACUGCUGUGUUAUGCUGUGGGGAAUACAAAUAUUUGCCAAAACGGACGUGUCAGGAGAGGCGUCAGAUCCUGUUUUGUUUUUUAGUAUGCAAUGACUACUGUGUGCAUCUCUAGUGACACAAUUUGAGAAUCCGCCCGAUCGCUGGCCGAUCUUUGUAUCAUAUCUUCAUUAUCUUUUUUUUUGCUGUUUUUAAGUUCAUUUGUAACAUGUACAGCCUAGAA
Messenger RNA from Bufo bufo (common toad), 4307 nucleotides. RefSeq names its product ataxin 7 (gene ATXN7). The record is from RefSeq and is a predicted model, not a curated record. The transcript is spliced from 13 exons. Lineage: Eukaryota; Metazoa; Chordata; Amphibia; Anura; Bufonidae. Bases 237 to 2723 code for a protein of 828 amino acids.